AUGGCUGAGCAAGUCCAAGAAACAUCGCCACAAGUGGUGAACAAGAGAUUGAUUGAGACAGACGUCCAAGAUUGGAGUCUAUGGCAUCACUUGAUAUUCUGCCAAGAGCUCGAAAACGAUGACCAGAAACAUGAUUUUUGCUGGCUGUGCAAAGAACCAGUAUCGGGAAGUGCCGCCUACAAAUGCUUGAAAUGCAACUUCCGCCGACAUAAAUCAUGCAUUGACAGAUCACACGGCAUAGAUCUUGAAAUCCAACAUCAUUAUUGGUGGAACCGACAUCACUUGAUGCUCGAAGUCAUAGACAUCACAAUUAACGUUGUUUGCUCGGGAUGCAAGGAACCAGUAUUCGGUCCCGCCUAUAAAUGCUCCUUACCCGAAUGCGCCUUCCUUCUCCACAAAUCCUGCGGUGAACAAUCGAACGCGAUCCAGCACCCUAUUCACCCAGAUCACACCCUUUUUCUCCGAGAGCCAUCCCUGGUUGAUGACUGUUCUGUUUGCCACAAAAAUUGCAGUGGGUCCUUCUGUUACCGUUGCCGCCUCUGUUCUUUCAACCUCGACGUCGUAUGUGCUUCGCGCUGGAGAACCAACGCCGACGAUUGCCUCAAACACGAACUUAUCCCCUUGCGGAAGGGGAUACAGUUGACUUGUGAAUCUUGUGGCGAGGAAGCCAAGGAUGACGGCUGCAUAUGUAGCCAAUGUCGAGUCUUGAUUCAUGAUAAGUGUAAUCAAUUUCCCCCCACCAUCAACACUAGGACACAUGAUCACUCUCUCGUUCGCACCUAUUCUCUAAUUUGUCAAGUUGAGAAACAGGACAACGUGUUCUGUGGACUCUGUUAUAAAGAGGUGAAAACAAAGCAUGCAGCUUAUUUUUGUCGGGAAUGUGGUUAUGUUGCCCACUUGAAAUGUGCAAAAGAUCAGCAAAGCUAUAAUGGCCAGACCAGUAAUUCCGUUGAAUACCUACCUCAUUUGGUUCAUUUGGUCGAGGGAAUCGGUCUAGCGGAAGGCCAAGAGGUUGGUCCAAGGGAGAUCAAACAUUUCAGUCAUCCACAACAUCAUUUAAUCCUCAGCAAUGAAGAGCUCAUGGACAACACGCGUUGUGAGGGGUGUAUGCACAUGAUCAUUGAUGCCCCGUUUUACGGAUGUGUCCAAUGCAAUUUCUUUCUUCACAAUAGAUGUGCUAAACUACCAUUAAGGAUUAAGCGAGGGCCAUUUCAUGUACAUUCACUCACCCUCCUCUCUCGGGCACCAUUUAUGGAUGAAUCGUUCUGGUGUGAGACUUGCAAGCGUGAUCGCCAUGGCUUCACCUAUAUGUGUGACGAGUGUUGGUACACCUUAGACGUUCAAUGUUGUUUAAUUCCAGAAACCCUUGAACAUGAAGGUCACCAACACUCUCUCUUUCUUGCUGUAAGAUAUUAUGAAACUUGCAAUGCUUGCGGCGAAAAGAGUAUCGAUAAGAAUGUGAUCUUUGUGUGCACAGCUUGCAACUUCAAGUUGUGUAUUAGAUGUGCAACUCUUCCACUUGUAGGUAAAUAUCAAUAUCAUACGCAUCUCUUAAAUCUCUCUUAUACACGUGAAGAUAAUACGAAAGAAUAUUAUUGUAUGAUUUGUGAAGAAGAAAGAGAUCAUCCAGAUUAUUGGUUUUAUUAUUGUGUAAAAUGUAAAUUUACUGCUCAUACUCGAUGUAUUAUUGGGGGGAAUCCAUGCAUUAAGUUUGGAAGAACUUACGUAGAUAAAGCUCACCGACAUCCUCUCAGAUUUGUUGAAAAGUCUCAGCAUUCUCCUCCAUGCGAUCUCUGUGGUAAGUUCAUGAACAAUGUGGCUUUAGAGUGCACUCAAUGCAAAUUCAAUAUGCACCCGAGAUUUGAUAUGAGGGGUUGUAUGGUAUUUGAUGAUGAUUUUUCAGAUCUGUGA
This is a messenger RNA of Alnus glutinosa, 1911 nucleotides long. RefSeq lists its product as uncharacterized. Lineage: Eukaryota; Viridiplantae; Streptophyta; Magnoliopsida; Fagales; Betulaceae. The coding region runs from base 1 to 1911 and encodes 636 amino acids. The record is from RefSeq and is a predicted model, not a curated record. The transcript has a single exon.